AUGAGGACCUAUGUUUUACAUGCUAAUGCCAAGAAAUGUUCAUUUGGUUAUACUAGAAUCAAUUAUCUUGGGCAUAUCAUAUCUGAAGGAGUGAGAACUAAAGAUGAUAAAAUGCAUGCUGUAUUAUCAUGGCCUCAACCAAGGACCUUGAAACAGUUAAGGGGUUUUCUAGGCCUGACUGGCUACUAUAGAAGGUUUGUGAGAGACUAUGGCAAAAUUUGUAGGCCUCUCACUAAUCUAUUGAAGAAGGAUGCCUUUUCUUGGCGUGAAGAAGCUACUAUAGUUUUUGAAACACUCAAGCAAGCCAUGUCUUCCCCUCCUGUGUUGGCUCUUCCUAAUUUUCACCAGCCUUUUGUUAUUGAAACGGAUACCUCUGGGACAGGCAUUGGAGAUGUGCUGAUGCGAGGGGGCCACCCAAUUGCUUUUAUAAGCAAAGCUCUAUCAGAGAAAUUUGCAUCUCUCUGCUUCUGA
This is a messenger RNA of Beta vulgaris subsp. vulgaris (sugar beet), 471 nucleotides long. RefSeq lists its product as uncharacterized. The record is from RefSeq and is a predicted model, not a curated record. The transcript has a single exon. NCBI's taxonomy places the organism in Eukaryota, Viridiplantae, Streptophyta, Magnoliopsida, Caryophyllales, Amaranthaceae. The coding region runs from base 1 to 471 and encodes 156 amino acids.